AUGAUGCCCAGGCUACGAGGGGGCGAGGCGCAGGGAUCGGCAUCCCUGGCGCGGAGCAGUGUGCAGGAAUGCAGCCUGGCAAGGGCAGCCCAGCGGCGCCGGCAGGGUCCUGGCUUUGCAUCCAGCCGGACGCCGCCGCUGCGACGGAUUUCCCCUCCCCCGGCGCUCAAGCACUUGUCUCUGCUCUGCAGACCGGGAGUCCGAAGCACUGAGGAUAAGUGGCUUGUCCAAGGUUUGCACAUCUCCAUCGCCUUCGCCUUGGAGGUGUCUGUGGGCAAGACCAACACUGUGACGGCCCUGAAUGGCUCCAACGUUCUGCUACCCUGCGUCUUCACCACCUGCAUAGGCUUCCAGGACCUGGUCUUCACAUGGUAUUUCAACUCGACAGAGAUGAUUUACCACGGCAAGAUAAAGAGCAAGAUGUCGGAGCCCUUCCUCGUGGGGCGCAACCCCCGCGUCGAGUUCGUGGGCUCCACAACCGGCAAGGAGAACAACAUCUCCAUCCUGCUGAACGAGGUGGACUUCAGCGACGCCGGGAAGUACACGUGCCACGUCAAGAACCCCAAGGAGAAGAACGCGCAGCACAGUGCCUCCAUCUUCCUCACCGUGGUCCACAAGAUGGUGGAGACCGACAACACGGUGACGCUCAUCAUCGUGGGCGUCGUGGGCGGGCUCAUCGGCCUGCUCAUCCUCUUCAUGCUGGUCAAGAAGGUUGUCCUCUUCAUCAUCAAGAAGACACAGGACAGGAAGAAGGAGUGCCUUGUCAGCUCCUCGGGGAACGACAACACCGAGAACGGCCUGGCCGGCUCCAAGGCGGACCAGAAAGUGGCCCCCAAGGCAUGAAGGCCCGUGGCCCCCGGCUCCCCUUUUGCUUUCCUCCCAAACUACUGGCGCUUGAGACAUGUUUCUAUUACCCACGUGCCUGCAACCCGCACUGCUUCUCGGAGCCGACGUCAGUUCCCGUGGGACCCGGGCACUGCCGCUGGAGAUGGCCCCGGUGCCCGCGGGCGGCUGCC
Molecule: messenger RNA, 1016 nt
Organism: Nothoprocta perdicaria
Lineage: Eukaryota; Metazoa; Chordata; Aves; Tinamiformes; Tinamidae
Gene: SCN4B
Product: sodium voltage-gated channel beta subunit 4
Exons: 6
Coding region: 1-843 (280 amino acids)
Biological process (GO): regulation of sodium ion transmembrane transporter activity; regulation of ventricular cardiac muscle cell membrane repolarization; cardiac muscle cell action potential involved in contraction
Cellular component (GO): membrane; voltage-gated sodium channel complex
Molecular function (GO): transmembrane transporter binding; sodium channel regulator activity
Source: RefSeq, a predicted model, not a curated record